UAAUCUGUACCAUAAUUCAAAACCUGUCACCUGACAGACCGUCAGACUGUCAUUAAAUCAAAAUGUUAAGAUAUAUUUAUUUGCUGUGUUUCAUUUAUUUCGAGCUAGUUUAUUGCUAUAACUCUAUCCACGGUACAGAGCACAGGAAAUUGAGGAGAAGGCACGAAUAUGUGGGCUACAGGGGUCAUAAGACCACGUCAAUUAGCCCUUACGAGAAUUUAGAUAUGGUAAACUUUAUGAAACCUGAAGCUGCAGUCUAUGAUUCUUAUAACGACGAGAAACCACAACAAUUAAGCAUGGAUGAGCUCCCACUGCCGCGCCUGCGCCGCUCGCGCCACGAGCCCGCCAACGAGCAGCACGUGCAAGCGCACCGCCGCCAGCACAGCCGCCAGCUCGCACACCACCCCAAGAGAAAGUGCUCCUUCGCCGCGUUCCCUUUUUUUUCCCAUAAGAACAAGACCAAACCCAAACUGAAGCACGAAAAGCGAAAAUCCCACUCCUUCAAAGUCUCAAAAACCAAAAAUCACGCUUACAACCACCCCUUGAUGCCUGACAAACGGGAACAGAUUAAAAACCAUAUACCAGAGAAGAUUGUAGUCACAACCAUGAAAGAUAUCACACAGAAUUGCAAACUGAAAAAUCCAGCGAAAAUCAUACACAACAGUAGACUAUACUUCGCUAAUCCUUAUAGUCUCAACAAUGAAGGUACUUAUGGGAAUUAAGAAGCAAGUAGUAACGAGAAAGUUAAUUAAAUAGAGAUUUAAAAGAGCUCAAUGAGGAUAGGAUAGAUUUAAAGAGAUGUACUUUGUAACAUAUUUAAAUAUAAAUGUUAUUUAUAUCAUUUGUUUCUUUAUAUGUACUUAGUCUUUACGACGGCACUCUGAAAAAUAAGAGUAUUUUUAGGGCAGUUCGUGGAAAUAGGCGCAAGAAAAUGUGUACGACUGUCAUUUCUUCACCG
Messenger RNA from Cydia splendana, 958 nucleotides. RefSeq lists its product as uncharacterized. The transcript is spliced from 3 exons. The coding region runs from base 63 to 722 and encodes 219 amino acids. The record is from RefSeq and is a predicted model, not a curated record. NCBI's taxonomy places the organism in Eukaryota, Metazoa, Arthropoda, Insecta, Lepidoptera, Tortricidae.